Lotus japonicus is the source of this 1592-nucleotide messenger RNA. Its product is annotated as histone deacetylase 14, chloroplastic-like. The transcript is spliced from 9 exons. The record is from RefSeq and is a predicted model, not a curated record. NCBI's taxonomy places the organism in Eukaryota, Viridiplantae, Streptophyta, Magnoliopsida, Fabales, Fabaceae. The coding region runs from base 97 to 1338 and encodes 413 amino acids.
UAUGUAUUGACACAAAUCAUUUUCCCUUAUAAAAAGGAAUGAAAGCAAAUAAAAAAGUUUGGGAUAAUUGGAAAGUGCGAGUAACGACCACACCUCAUGCUCCUCCACAACCUUCGUCGUUCUCCUGCUUCUGGGAGCGUGUCAUUUCUCGUUGGUAAUGGAUUCUUCUGCCGUAAGAGUCAGAGAGUUGUCAACAGAUGUUCAUUCAGGAUUAGUAAUUCUUCUCUGCCUUCAAUUGAGCAACUCAGUGAUGCACGAGUCAUAUAUUCCGUUGCUCCAUCCAUGGGCCACAAUCAGGAGUCUCAUCCAGAAUCACAUUUUAGAGUUCCUUCAAUUGUGAAUGCUCUAGAAGAAAUGAAGCUCACUCCGAAGUUUCGUGGCUCUGAGAUAAUUGAACUUCAACAUUUUGAGCCUGCAUCGGUCGAUGACAUUGCAAGUGUGCAUGCAAGAGCCUAUGUUUUUGGGCUUGAAAAGGUUAUGGAUCAAGCUAUGGAGAAGGGACUUAUUUUAAUUGAGGGUUCUGGACCAACAUAUGCUACUUCCACUACCUUCCAGGAGUCAAUAGUUGCAGCUGGUGCUGGAUUAGCCUUAGUUGAUUCAGUGGUUGCAGCUUCAAAGAUAAAGAGAGAUCCACCCACAGGUUUUGCUUUGAUAAGACCCCCAGGACAUCAUGCUGUUCCACAAGGACCAAUGGGCUUCUGCGUUUUUGGAAAUGUGGCCAUUGCAGCCCGUUAUGCUCAGCGUGUUCAUGCACUAAAGCGCGUUUUUAUAAUUGACUUUGAUGUUCAUCAUGGGAAUGGAACAAAUGAUGCUUUCUAUGAUGAUCCAGAUAUAUUUUUCCUUUCAUUUCAUCAAGAUGGAAGCUAUCCAGGUACCGGAAAAUUUGAUGAGGUAGGUACUGGUGAUGGUGAAGGAACCACACUAAAUCUGCCUCUCCCUGGAGGAUCAGGUGAUACUGCUAUUAGAACCGUGUUCGAUGAAGUUGUUGUACCAUGUGCUCAAAGAUUUAAGCCAGACAUCAUCCUUGUUUCUGCCGGGUAUGAUGGUCACGUGUUGGAUCCACUAGCAAAUCUUCAAUUUACAACUGGGACAUAUUACAUGCUUGCAUCCAGUAUCAAACAACUAGCAAAAGAUUUAUGUGGGGGUCGAUGUGUGUUUUUCUUGGAAGGAGGAUACAAUCUCAAGUCUCUUUCAUAUUCAGUGGCCGACUCAUUCCGUGCUCUCAUCGGGGAUCAAAGCUUGGCAUCCGAGUUCGAUAACCCCAACAUUUUGUAUGAAGAGCCAACAGCUAAGAUUAAGCAAGCAAUUCAGAGGAUUAAACACAUUCAUUCCCUGUGAGGUUUUUGUAAAUCAAAACUUGUCAUGACAAACAUGUAAAGUUUCAUUUAUAUGGGUUUCACACCAAGUUUAUGUAUAUACCCCUUAUGGUCUUUGAACAAGAACUCCAGUUAUGACUUAUUAGGUGCCAUGCAGUCAUAUAAAAUGAUCAUGCAGUGUACGUUCUGCACUACUAUGUAAUUUUAAGUUAUUUAUACAUUUACAAUUACGAUAGUUUAAUUUUUUAAAAAAAUUAUCCAACAGCUUUGGUGAUA